AGCUUUGGAACAGCUGUUGGCCGGCGAUAACUUUUAGUGAUUAUAUAUAUAGUUGUCGCACGACGUUUGAGGGGCAAACAAGUGAAAACUGCUGUUUACUAAGUCAUUUUCGGAGCCAUGUCAGUGGGAGUUCUAGCUGGAAAAGUGGCACUGGUAACAGGAGCCGGUUCGGGUAUUGGUCGUGCCACCUGCCGCCUUUUGGCCAGAGAUGGUGCCAAAGUGAUCGUUGCCGACCGCAAUCUGAAGGCAGCCCAGGAAACCGUUCAGGAAUUGGGCUCUGAGCGAUCUGCCGCCCUGGAGGUGGACGUUUCCUCUGCCCAGAGUGUCCAAUCCUCGGUGGCCGAGGCUCUAAAGAAGUUCCAGCAGGCACCCACCAUUGUGGUCAAUUCUGCUGGAAUAACCCGAGAUGGUUAUCUGCUCAAGAUGCCCGAACGGGACUACGAUGACGUGUACGGGGUAAACCUGAAGGGCACCUUCCUGGUCACCCAGGCCUAUGCCAAGGCCAUGAUCGAGGAGAAGCUGGAGAACGGCAGCAUUGUGAACCUCUCAAGCAUCGUGGCCAAGAUGAACAACGUGGGCCAGGCCAACUAUGCAGCCACCAAGGCGGGAGUGAUCUCCUUCACGGAGGUGGCCUCCAAGGAGUUCGGCAAGUUUGGCAUUCGGGUCAACUGCAUCCUGCCGGGCUACAUAGACACGCCCAUGGUGGCGGUGGUGCCCGAUUCCGUGAAGCAGCAGGUGGUGCAGCGCUGCCCCUUGGGCCGAUUGGGUCAGCCGGAGGAGAUCGCCGAGGUGAUUGCCUUCUUGGCCUCACCGCAGUCGUCCUACGUCAAUGGAGCCGCCAUCGAGGUCACCGGGGGCCUCAAAUAAUCGGGGAAUAUGUGCAAUCCAAUGAAAGAUGGAUUCUAUACAUAUAUCUAUUGCAAGAGUGGGACCAGAUUAUUGCAUUUACAUGUCCAGUCAUUCGUUAAAGUUUUUUUCUUCUAAAUAUAUAAAUCAACUUAAACAUA
This is a messenger RNA of Drosophila santomea, 1007 nucleotides long. Its product is annotated as estradiol 17-beta-dehydrogenase 8. NCBI's taxonomy places the organism in Eukaryota, Metazoa, Arthropoda, Insecta, Diptera, Drosophilidae. Bases 118 to 867 code for a protein of 249 amino acids. The transcript is spliced from 2 exons. Gene Ontology annotation, molecular function: oxidoreductase activity, acting on the CH-OH group of donors, NAD or NADP as acceptor. The record is from RefSeq and is a predicted model, not a curated record.